Messenger RNA from Drosophila mojavensis, 378 nucleotides. Its product is annotated as oleosin-B6-like. The transcript has a single exon. The record is from RefSeq and is a predicted model, not a curated record. Lineage: Eukaryota; Metazoa; Arthropoda; Insecta; Diptera; Drosophilidae. Bases 1 to 378 code for a protein of 125 amino acids.
AUGGACUCUGAGGCUAGCAGUGGGAGUUCGACGCGGUCGAACUCCAGGAUGAAGCGUGGGCGCGUCCCGAAGAUUGUUCUUCGGAACGUUGCCGACGCCGCAGCCAUGCCGCCGCCCACGGGCUCGCCGCCGAGGAAGCUGCGCGCGCGUGAGGAUAGCUCGGCCGACGAAAGCGACGCCUCACUGGCCGCCGCUGCAGCCAGUGUCGGCCCCGCUGCCCCCGCCGGAGUCGCCGCUUUGUCUACAGUUCUUGCUGCUGCCACUGUCGCUGCCCCCGUUCCUGCUGCCCCCGCUGCCCGGAUUACGGCCCCUCUUGAGGCGCCGUCGACGUCCGCUGCUGCUGCUGCUGCUAGUGCCCGCUCCGUUAGCUCCGGAUGA